AUGCCGAACCCCUUCGACCCAAAAACAGAUAAAUCCACUGUAAACCCUCCGAAGGGUUACAAAUUACACCCCGACCAUGUUCAUUUCCAAAAAUAUCUUCAGCCACAACACCCCAUUUGGAAGAAUGAGAAAUCACUUCGUUCUUUUCAAGCUGAGAUAGGGUUUUACCUCCAACCCUGGUGGCAUGCAGAGCCGAAGUAUCUUCCCCAGCAUGCUGAAAAGCUAGGACUUCGGGAAGCUACCCCGAAACAAAUGAAGGAAGAGGGUAUUCGGGCGAUUACUAGAGGGUCACGAUGCUAUUCGGCGGAUGAGUCGGCGACGAAGCCAAACUGUCAUGUCCAGUUUUGUGUUUCGGCUUUCAAUUACACGCAUCCCGAAGUGAAAUGUGUCAAUGUACCUGAUGGUCGACCAGUGUUUCUCAACCGUUGGGACGAAGGAAAGUUUCGUGUCUGUGUCCACUGUUAUAACUCCACAAAGCCCCCUCUCACCUGCUCCCUCAAGGGCAAGCCGACCAAUUUCCUUGUCGAAGAGUCCUCCGAAAGUGAAAAACGGCCGAAAAAGUCAUCACAAGGUCAGGACAAGCCUGAGGACAGCUCGGAUUCUGAUUCGGACUCAUCGGACUCUGAACAUUCACGACAUCCCUCCCCUCCGAAACCUCGCCGGCCAGCCACCACAACACGCUCUACAAGAGCUUCGGCUCCCAAGAAAUCGGUUUCUCCCCCCCCUCCCGAAAAAGGAAAAGGAAAGGGAAAAGAAAAAGCACCCCCUGCAACUUCCACGGCGAUUGGGUUCUCAAAUGCGCCACUGCAGGAACCGGUAGGACCGAAGGACAAGCGUAGGACUGCUAGGGGAGGCACUGUCGCAGCUGGGGAUGCGGCAAAACCCCGUCCGAAAUGGGUUGUCAGACCUUCUCCAAAACCUCUCACCGAAGCGCCUACGUCUGCUAGAGAGCAACCUCGUUCGGAGGGAGAAACAGAACUGUCUUCUCCAGCUGGUCCUAUUCUUGUUCAAGAUUCCAGCUUGGGUCAAGAUGAUGGGGAAGAAAGACCUCAACCGGAACAAUCUACAGCCCGAAAUGAGAGGCCACGAUUCCCUCCCCGCCCUCCAAAAUUUGCCGAUGUUGUUCCCGAAAAGGAACCCUCCGAAACCGCCCCCCCCGUUUUCUCUGCAGGUUUGCCAGCUGGGGUUUCUCCCAUACUUGUCCGAAGUAGUCCUGUUCAUCCUCCUGUGAACAAGCGUGCCCUGGAGGAUGUAGAAGAGUCCCAGCCCGAACCGAAACGGGCUCGGCCGUUCUCCGUUGAACAAGGUCCUCCCCAGCCCGAAAUGGAUCUUACCUCCGAAAAGGUGCCCACAAUGUCCCCUGUUGGUCCUGUUCCUUCUCCUGCCGUAUCUCUUCGACAACAACCCGUUCCCUCUGCUCUAGACCCAUUUAUAGCACAAACACAGACCAUUUUGGGUGUUACAUUGCAAGAAUCACCAACAAUCCCUUCGCCUCACAAAGCUAAAAGUGUCACACCCGCCCCCUUCCCCAGCCCCUCCCCUGCUCCGAAAGCAGGCCCUCCUCCAAACCUUCAACCUGGGUCUUCUUCUCUCGUCUCUGGCCCUCCCCAAAUCUCCCCACUACCUACCUCACUACACACGUUUGCAGCGGUAAAGCAGUGGCUACAGCAGAAGGGCCUGGAUCGAUCAGGUGUGCAGAGUCAUCCUGGUCCGAACCCAUCGACCAAUGUUCCGAAACCCACGAUGGCUCCGAAACCCAUAGUUCCUCCAAUCUUUGCUUCCCAAUCGGCCCCCCCUCAGACUCCACCUCCCACUUCUCUCCUUCGUUCUCACUCAGAAUUCGUUGGCUCUGGUCCCACAGCUUUGCCAGGUCAGAUACCCUCCAUUCCUGUCACUUCGGUCAAUGUGGUCAGUAAACUCCCUCAAAUGAACCCACCACUCCAGCCCGAAUUUCGGACCGAAAGGCCCACUGUCCCUUCUUUGGACCAGCCUGUACCCGAAAAGGUUGUCCCUUACAUCCCAGCUCCACCGUCUACCAUGCCCGAAGUUGAACAGUGUCUGCAUCGUAUGAGUGAGUUUCAAGAGACUCAGGCUCAGUUUGAGGAGCAAUUCUCUUCCCGAAUGGUCGCUCAAGUUUCCGAAAUGAUAGACUAUUACCGAGAAAUCAACCGAGGACGGCAUCAAGCCUACUCCGAAAGUGUCACACAAUCACUUUCGGGUGUGAGAGCUAUCAAUGGGACAUGGAGCGAAUUCAAAGCGCGGUAUGACUCGGUGGUUUCUGAAAGAGAUGUGGCUCAAGGAGAGGUAAAGACACUGGACCGGCUGUACAAAGAGCAGAUUGAUAAGAAUGAGGAAAGAGAUCAUGCUGUUGCCCGAGUCACCGCCGAAAAAGACGCCGAAAUUGCUUCAAUCCGAAAGCAGUUGGAGGAGACACAGGAAGGGCUCAAGACUAUGAGCCAGAGGUUCGCUAGUGCAAUGGGGGAUAAGGAAAAGGAGGCUCAGGCUCGUCAGUCUGCUGAACAGCGGUGUUCAGAUCUGGCCAGACAGAUGGCUGAGAAGGAAAACACCGAAUUGGAAACUCUCCGAGCUCGUCUUUCGGAGGCCGAAGCCGCUAAGUUGACAAUGCAACAGCAAAACGGCGAGGCAUUGCAGUUUGUGCAAAUUACCGCUGCCAUGCAAAAUGAGACUGAGAUGGAGAAUGUACGGUUGAAGGAACUCAAAGAGCAGUUGGAGGGAGGAAAUGAGCAGUUACGGGCAGACCUUCAAGCGGAUCAAGAGGAGUGGUGUUACGGGGUAACAACGAAUCGAGAGGACUCUAUCGAGUUCGACGGAUUAGGACAGAGGAAAGCGGGAGUUGGAGGCAGUGCUGCAGUAGGUAGGGACGGGUUUUCCCUUUUCGAGAUUUCCCCACUGGGUUUGCUCAAAAGCGGUUUUUCACCUGUCCGAAGGAGACACGAUCCAUUAGCACCAGAGCCCCUAGACUUCCACGAGACCUCCAUCGAGUUCGACCCAACCUGCGACCUAGUCGUCGUGUUUCCAGUACCGUUACAAGUUGAAGAAUCAGCCUUACGCACCUUGGGUCGAAUCGGAGAGUACUGUAUGCUCACCAGAGGGAAAGCGCGGAAAAUGAUACCAGGAAAAGAGGAGUUGGAACAAGGGCUGGUCCCAGAGGAAGAAAUACCAACAAGUUCUUCGAGAAGUACCAUUUCACAUGAUCUCACUUCUACUACCACUACCCCAGAUCCGCUAAAUGAAUUAUCGCAGCAGUUGUCACAAUUGUUAGCCAUUAUGACGAUGCAACAAAAGGAACAAAAUGCAUUAAGGGAAGAACUGGCUACGAUGAAAGCUGACCGACAGAACCAACAGAUACUCACAUCGAAAGGGGCAAGUUUGAUCGAAGUCGAAGAAAACAAGCCGUGUUUGGAGCCAAAACUUACCAACAACGAACAAACAGGAAGAACCAGGUGUGCGGAUCCACCUACCUUCAGUGGAGAACGAGGAGAAUUGGACAACUUCCUUGCAGCAUGUCACAUGAACUUCGAAUUCAAAGGGGCAGAGUACGCCACCGAUCGCAGAAAGAUCCUGUUCAUGUACGGGUAUCUUCGAGGCACCCCUCAAAUGCUUAUAACCCCGGCCAUAACCAAUCCAACUACUGAAAGUGGUAGUGGUAAAUAA
Molecule: messenger RNA, 3675 nt
Organism: Tremella mesenterica DSM 1558
Lineage: Eukaryota; Fungi; Basidiomycota; Tremellomycetes; Tremellales; Tremellaceae
Exons: 5
Coding region: 1-3675 (1224 amino acids)
Source: RefSeq, a predicted model, not a curated record